UCUUGCGGUUGGCAGAUGUAGAUGCGUUCUAAUUGGUGGCUGCGCUCACUGCCUGUUUCCUUCCUGUGUGAACGGCUCCGGGGUGCAGGAUGUUGGUCUUAGUAUUAGGUGACCUGCAUAUUCCACACCGUUGUAACAGCCUGCCUGCAAAGUUCAAGAAGCUUCUAGUUCCAGGGAAGAUCCAACACAUUCUGUGCACCGGGAACCUCUGCACAAAAGAGAGCUAUGACUACCUCAAGACCCUGGCUGGGGAUGUUCACAUUGUCCGUGGAGACUUUGAUGAGAACCUCAAUUACCCUGAACAGAAGGUUGUGACUGUUGGUCAGUUUAAGAUUGGCUUGAUCCAUGGACACCAAGUAAUUCCAUGGGGUGAUAUGGCGAGCCUGGCUUUACUACAGAGACAGCUUGAUGUAGACAUUCUGAUUUCAGGACAUACGCAAAAGUUUGAGGCAUUUGAACAUGAGAACAAGUUCUACAUCAAUCCAGGAUCUGCAACAGGGGCCUAUAAUGCAUUAGAAAAUAACAUCAUUCCUUCCUUUGUACUGAUGGAUAUCCAAGCUUCCACCGUUGUUACCUAUGUGUACCAGUUAAUUGGAGAUGACGUGAAAGUAGAAAGAAUUGAGUACAAGAAAUCCUAAGCCGAAUCCCUUGAACUUUUCAUGGCCUUUAAUUUCCAUUCCCAUUCAUUCUUCAACCAGUUAUGACACAUAUACUGCAGCAGUUAUAGGCAGUCUAUUGUAAUAUCCUUAAUGAUGUUUGCAUUGUAAGAUAACAUUGAAUAUGCUGCAACAGUAGGCUUGUGGUAAACAAUUAUAUAUGAUAAUGAAAUUUACUUUGUGUACUGAAUGUGUGAAAAAUUAAAUACUUAUGUAUAAAAUUAGUCUUGUAAAUAUCUUAACAUUAAGCAUUAACAUUCACUGAAGUAUGUUCCAACUUUACAAUACAAAUUAAAACCUUGGAGACA
Molecule: messenger RNA, 964 nt
Organism: Pelobates fuscus (common spadefoot toad)
Lineage: Eukaryota; Metazoa; Chordata; Amphibia; Anura; Pelobatidae
Gene: VPS29
Product: VPS29 retromer complex component
Exons: 4
Coding region: 90-638 (182 amino acids)
Biological process (GO): intracellular protein transport; retrograde transport, endosome to Golgi
Cellular component (GO): endosome; retromer complex
Source: RefSeq, a predicted model, not a curated record